UCUGGUGCAUUUAUAGAAUAGCGGAACUGGAGAUAAGGCUCAUCUUUAUUGUACAAUAAUGCAGCUGGCACUGUGGCUGCUCUUUUCCACACGAUGGAAGCGGUAAUAUGACAUUGAACACAUGAUCAUGUGACAUCCCCUCACACCUGAAGCACAUGACCCAAACAAGAUGGCGGUCCUCAGUACGAUACAAUGCGUGUUCAGCGUGGUGUUGGUGUUGUUCGCCUCACCACUGCCUUGCCUCAAUGUCCGAGCGUACCAAAGGCCCGUCAUGGUACAACAGACGGGCAAAGUCUUGCCUAAGCCGCAAAUGAUGACGGUGUCUGCUGAAGCCUACACUCUGGCGAUGUCCAGCUUUAAAUUUACAUACGGCUCUUCCUCCGAGAUGUGCGACAUCGUGGACCAGGCGUUUAGGCGGUACUAUGAUCUUAUAUUCGACGUCGAUGGACCGAAGAAAGCUCCAAAGGUACCUGAAAGCAUGGCCGAGCUGACUGUACUACAGGUCAUGGUGAAAGAGCCAUGCAAGGGAGCCUAUCCCAGCUUGGAGUCCUCAGAAAACUACACUCUGACAGUUACUGCUCCGAUGGGAAUGCUGGUUGCUGAUUCAGCAUGGGGAGUGUUGAGAGGUUUGGAGACAUUUUCUCAGCUGAUAUACAGAACAGAUGAUGGCACGAUGAUCAUCAACAAGACUACAGUAGAUGACUUUCCCAGGUUUGCCCACAGAGGAAUCCUAUUGGACACUUCCCGCCAUUUUAUUCCCCUCAAGUACAUCAAGCAGAAUUUGGAUGCAAUGGCUUACAACAAGUUCAAUGUGUUCCAUUGGCACAUUGUGGAUGACCAGUCCUUCCCAUAUCAGAGUGUUGUCUUCCCUGAUCUCAGUGCUAAGGGAGCCUUUAAUCCUUACACCCACCUGUACACGCAAGAGGAUGUUAAGGAUGUUAUAGAGUACUCACGGCUGAGGGGCAUCAGGGUUGUGCCAGAGUUUGACACCCCUGGCCAUACAGCCUCCUGGGGUGCAGGUCUCCCAGGGUUCCUCACACCAUGUUACGAUGGGUCCACACCCAAUGGAAAGUACUACGCUGCUAACCCCAUGCUGAACACCACGUAUGACUACAUGACUAAACUGCUGCAGGAAGUGAAGGAUGUGUUUCCUGAUAAGCAUGUCCACCUGGGUGGGGAUGAGGUGAACUUCAACUGCUGGAAGAGUAAUCCAGACAUCACCAAAUUUAUGGAGAAAAUGGGCUUUGGAACAGACUAUUCCAAACUGGAGCAAUACUACAUCAAAAAUAUCCUGGAUAUCUCCACAUCCAUCGGGAGAGACUAUAUUGUGUGGCAGGAGGUGCUGGAUAAUGGUGUGCAGGACAAAUCAACUGUAGGGGAAGUAUGGUUUGAAAACCCGACCAUCCAGGCUGUACUAGAGAGGCUGACAGCCAAGGGUUAUCGUGUGUUACUGGCAGCUGGCUGGUAUCUGAACCAUGAUGUAUACAACCCUGGAACUGACUGGGCUGAUUUCUACAAAUUAGAUCCUCAAGUGUUCAAUGGUACACAAGCCCAGAAAGACUUGGUGAUUGGUGGAGAGGCCUGCAUGUGGGGAGAGUAUGUGGAUGGCACAAACCUGAUUGCCAGGCUCUGGCCUAGGGCCAGUGCUGUCGCUGAGCGGCUGUGGAGCAACAAGGAUGUGAAAAACAUGGCAGAUGCAACCGUAAGGAUGGACGAGCAGAGAUGUCGGAUGGUCAGGAGAGGACUGAAUGCUGAACCCCUCCAUCCAGGAUUCUGCCAGUUUGAAUAUGACUGAAUACAACUCAAUAAAGAGAGCGAGCAUCUUUGCUGCAGAUUGCAGAAACAAGAAUUGAAAAAUGAUAGACUCAAUAUUUCACUAUAUGAUCAGAUACAUUAUAAAUCUAAUGUUUUAGUAGGAUCAGAAGAAUAUGUAUAUGAACAAUCACAUUUUGUGCCCACUGCAAUAUUUGAUAAAUUUAAAGUCAUUACUUUCAUGGCAGACAAAUUUGAAGUCUUGAAUGUUGAAAUUUUUGUAUGAUGGAGCAGCUAGUAUUUAAUCGUGUGGAUAUUGAGAAACAUCACAGACAGUCAAUAGACAGUCAGUACAAUUUUAUGUCUUUAAUGAUGCAAUCAUUGUACAAAUGUCUCUGCAACACACUGUAAUGAAUGUGUCAUAAGUAUUUCUUUGUGCAUGUCAGUAAAUUACCAAUGAAAGCUGUGCUUAAUGAUGAUGGUGUAAUUGAUUAUAUGAUAAUUGUUUUGUAUAAUUAUGGUUCAAUGUCAAAUAGCAAUUACUCAAGCAACUGGAUAUGAUUUUGGAAAUGGUCAGACGUGUCAGAUGACAUCCAUUAUCCUUCGUCAGUGACUCCAACUUAGUACAUGUAGAUCUUGUUGGAGACCAGAUUUUAUAUCAUAACUAAGAAUUGAUAUGCAAAAGAGAUGAGAUUACACUCUUCAAUUCCACUUUUUGUAUGGUAAAAUCUUUGCAGAAUCAUCUAAUUUACUCACUAUGUGUGGUCUACAACAAGCAGUCCACAUGGCAAUAAAAUUAAUUUCAG
Molecule: messenger RNA, 2558 nt
Organism: Branchiostoma floridae (Florida lancelet)
Lineage: Eukaryota; Metazoa; Chordata; Leptocardii; Amphioxiformes; Branchiostomatidae
Product: beta-hexosaminidase subunit alpha-like
Exons: 13
Coding region: 170-1795 (541 amino acids)
Biological process (GO): ganglioside catabolic process; carbohydrate metabolic process; glycosaminoglycan metabolic process
Cellular component (GO): membrane
Molecular function (GO): beta-N-acetylhexosaminidase activity
Source: RefSeq, a predicted model, not a curated record